Erigeron canadensis is the source of this 2636-nucleotide messenger RNA. Its product is annotated as DNA (cytosine-5)-methyltransferase 1-like. Gene Ontology annotation, cellular component: nucleus. Bases 1 to 2514 code for a protein of 837 amino acids. The transcript is spliced from 21 exons. NCBI's taxonomy places the organism in Eukaryota, Viridiplantae, Streptophyta, Magnoliopsida, Asterales, Asteraceae. Gene Ontology annotation, molecular function: methyltransferase activity; chromatin binding. The record is from RefSeq and is a predicted model, not a curated record.
AUGGCGAGAAAAAAACAAAAUCCAUCAUCUGAUAUUGCUUCCACGUCACCUUCAUCCGCGCCGUUACGAAGAUCAAACCGGAAUUAUUCCGAACCAAAAAAACCGAAAAUUGAAGUUAAUGAUAAAAAUGUAAACGAAGAGAGCCGAUUCAUCGGUAAUCCUGUUCCUGACGAUGAAGCUCGUCGUCGAUGGCCUUAUCGCUACCUUUCAAAUGACAAGACAGUGGCUGCUGUUAGUGUGGAAGCCUCCAAAGGGACUGAGCCUCCAAAAGAGUUUAUUCAAGCAAAACGACACUUCACCGAAGCAAUUGUUGAUGGCCAUGUACAUUUUAUGUUAGGAGACUAUGCUUCCUGUGCUGGUGAGGGUGAAAGUUACAUAUGCCGAGUGGUCGAAAUGUUUGAAGAUUUGGAGAGUGCACCUAAAAUCUGUAUAAAAUGGUUUUACAGGGCCAAAGAUACGAUUAUAGGAAAGUUGUCCGACCUAAUUGACGACAAGCGCAUCUUUAUUUCGGAACUUCAGGAUGAUAACCCUCUCGAUUGCCUUAUAGAUAAACUCAAAAUAGUACGGGUACCUUUAAAUACGGAUGUGACAAUGAAACAGAAUUUGCUUUCAGAUGGCAACUACUAUUAUGACAUGUUGUAUCUGCCUUCAUAUUCGACUUACCAAAAGUUACCAUCUGAUAGCAAGGAACAUGGAAACGAAUAUGAAACAACCAUAUCAUCUAUCUGCAAUUCCAAUACAGCUGUUAUCAAAGACUUACAAGCUCAUAAUUGCAAAAGUCCAGAGGUGACAUUGCUAGACUUAUAUGCAGGUUGUGGUGCAAUGUCCACCGGGCUUUGUUUGGGUGCAAAUAUAGGCAAUGUUAAUCUUGUUGUGAGAUGGGCUGUCGAUAUAAAUGCAUAUGCUUGUGAAAGUUUGAAGUUCAAUCAUCCAGAAACAAAUGUUCGUAAUGAAUCUGCAGAAAAUUUUCUGCAGUUGUUAAAGGAGUGGGAGAAACUUUGCCACAAGUUUUCUUUAGUUAGGGGUAGUGAUUCACAGCUCGGUAGGGAUCCCGUGAGUGUUGAAAUAGAUGAGACACAUGUAGAAGACGAUGAGACUGAUGAUGACAGUGAGCUCGAUGAAGAAGUCUAUGAAGUUGAGAAAAUCUUGUCUAUCAUGUAUGGUGAUCCAAAGGAAAACGGCAACCCUGGGUUAUAUUUUAAGAUCCGUUGGAAAAGUUAUGGACCUGAAAGUGACACGUGGGAGCCUGCAGAUGGUUUGGGAGACUGUCAGAAGAAGAUAAAGGAGUUUGUAAAAGAUGGUUUGAGUUCAAAGAUUUUGCCUUUACCUGGGGAUGUGGAUGUGAUCUGUGGUGGGCCCCCGUGUCAGGGGGUAAGUGGAUUUAAUCGAUUCCGAAACAAAGACGAACCACUAGAGGAUGAAAAAAACCAACAGCUUGUGGUCUACAUGGACGUUGUUGAGCAUCUAAAACCAAAAUUGGUAUUAAUGGAGAAUGUUGUAGACAUACUUAAGUUUUCCGAUGGCUAUCUGGGAAGAUAUGCCCUUACACGUCUUAUAUCUCUAAAUUAUCAAGCUCGAAUUGGAUUGCUAGCAGCUGGCUGUUAUGGGCUUCCCCAGUUUCGAACAAGGAUGUUUUUGUGGGGUGCCAGACAUGAUCAGAAGCUACCACAGUAUCCAUUACCAACACAUAACGUGGUUUCAAGGGGAGCAUGCCCUGUGGAAUUUGCGAAAAAUGCUGUAAUUAAUGAUGAUCAAACUGAAGCUGUUCUGGAGAAGGAACUUUACCUUUGGGAUGCAAUCUCUGAUCUUCCAGCGGUGACUAAUGAUGAGAAAAAUGAUGAGGUUCCCUAUGAAGAGUUGCCUAAAACGGAGUUUCAAAAGUUUAUAAGGCUUAAAAAGGAAGAUAUGCCUGGAUAUUCAAGGGUAGAUGUGGACUCUUCAGAUCAUAUGUUGUAUGACCACCUUCCAUAUGAAUGUAACGAGGAUGAUUACCAGCGUAUUUGCCGGAUUCCUAAGGAAAAGGGUGCAAAUUUUAGGAACUUGGAGGGUGUUUGGGUCCGAGAUGACAACCAUGUCGAAUGGGAUCCCAACAUAGAAAGAGUGUGUUUAUCUUCAGGAAAGCCACUGGUUCCGGAUUAUGCCAUGACAUACGUCAAGGGAAAAUCGUCCAAACCAUUCCGCCGUCUAUGGUGGGAUGAAACUGUUCCUACAGUUGUUACCAGGCCUCAGCCCCACAACCAGGCUAUUAUUCACCCCGAGCAAGACCGUGUAUUAUCAAUUCGUGAAAAUGCGAGGCUACAAGGUUUUCCAGACCAUUAUAAACUCGUUGGCCCAGUUAAAGAAAGAUACGUCCAAGUGGGAAAUGCGGUGGCAGUUCCAGUUGCCCGAGCAUUAGGCUAUGCACUAGCCAUGUCAUGGAAAGGCACUGCCGAUGAGAAGGCAGUGUUUCAAUUGCCAAAGAAGUUUCCGAAUCUAGAGAGAGUUGCAUCCCCUAUUACCGAACAGAAUCAUUAAUUGUUAUUCCUUGAGGUCUUUUCCAAAAAAAAUCAUUAUUGUAUUUAUUGGGCCAUUGUCGAUGAACGCGGAACUGUAUAUAAUCUGAGUUAAUUACCGUCACUAGAUUGUUUUUUUUCGCC